AUGCAGGAAGGGCUAUGGGGCAGGGAUGGAGAAGGGGGAUGCGGGACCUCCCCUCGCGACCCCCGCCUGUCGCGACAGGAGCUGUCGGGAAGCGGCGAGGCCGGCGGGAGGAAGGGCCACACACUCACCUACAACCGGGACCGGGGCUCCAUCGCCGCCGCCGCUGCGCUCGCGGCGGGGCUGGGGCCGGUCCGCGGGGUUGGAGACGAGCGGCCGGGGUUGGUCAGGAGCGGGGCUGCGGGCGGCGGGGGCUGCGCUGCCGUCCCUGCGGCUGCUGCCGGGCCCACACCGGGCCUGACCCCGGCCCGACCCCGGCCUGACCUCGCCCUGACCUUGACCUCACCUCGCCCUGACCCAGGCCCCCCUCCCCGGCCUGUUCCCCCUUCUCCCACCACCCCCUCUCCCCAGCUCUGCCCGGGCCCCCCAGGGGUCAGUCUGUCUCUUUCUGUCCCUGCUGUGUGCCCCUCGGGGCUGGGUUCUGGCCCCGCUCCCGGGUGCGGGGUCACAGCCUGUGUCUGCCCCGGGAGCACCGGGGGCUGCAGGAGCACCGGGGGCUGCCGCUGGCCCCGUGGCCGUGGGGACGGCGGGAGCGGAGCUGUGUGGGACGAUGGUGGGGACGUCUCCCUGACACCCUUCCCGGGCUGCUCCCGGCUGCGCCCUUCGCCUCUCGCCCACUCCGACAGCGUGGCUCCGGGUGCCGCCUCCCCGCCACCUCCCAGCGCUUUCCCACUCCCGUUGCCAGGACCCCUCCUGCAGAGCCCUGGCCCCGCGCCCGCCCUGGGAAGGUUCAGCUUGUCCUGGUCACACCUCACUGUGUGUUCAGCCCCACGGUGUGCCAGCUGCUGGCAGCAGGGCUGUGCCCUCGGGGGGGGAACAGGCUGCUCGCUGCGUCCCUCCGCUCUCCGGAGCCCACGGGAGCCACCUCUCUCCUUCCCUGCUAUUCCCAGUGACAGACUUGUCCCCACCUGCUCUUCCCUCCCCGUCCAGGUGUUUUACAACGGUGCCAACGUGAAGCAGGUGGACGUGCCCACGCUGACCGGCUCCUUCGGUAUCCUGGCCUCUCACGUGCCCACCCUGCAGGUCCUCAAGCCGGGGGUGGUGACGGUCUAUGCUGAGGAUGGCACAGCCACCAAGUACUUCGUGAGCAGCGGCUCCGUCACGGUCCACGCGGACUCCAGCGUGCAGGUGCUGGCAGAGGAGGCGGUGACGAUGGACAUGCUGGAUCUGGCGACUGCAAAAUCAAACCUGGAGAAGGCUGUGUCAGAGAUGGCUGCAGCAUCCGAUGAAGCAGCUAAAGCAGAAGCUCAGAUUAAAGUAGAAGCUAAUGAAGCUCUUGUAAAAGCCCUGGAGCAAUGAAGGAAUCCCACUGUCGAUGUAGAGAAACCCCAGACUGUCCUACUUGUCCUGGCUUCCCCGGUUGUACAGAUGGUGCGGGACAAAUGGAGGCGGAGAAAUCGCUCCGAUCAAUUAAAAGGAAAUGUAAUCCCGUC
This is a messenger RNA of Calidris pugnax (ruff), 1490 nucleotides long. RefSeq names its product ATP synthase, H+ transporting, mitochondrial F1 complex, delta subunit (gene ATP5F1D). The transcript has 5 exons. Lineage: Eukaryota; Metazoa; Chordata; Aves; Charadriiformes; Scolopacidae. Bases 1 to 1356 code for a protein of 451 amino acids. Gene Ontology annotation, molecular function: proton-transporting ATP synthase activity, rotational mechanism. The record is from RefSeq and is a predicted model, not a curated record. Gene Ontology annotation, biological process: proton motive force-driven ATP synthesis.